UCGUGCGCGGCCGUCAUUGUUGGGAAAUGUUAGAUGGGUGCAGGUCCAGUUUGAAGCGUACAGUGCCGACGACGUAACUUGGGCUUAGCACAGUUGGCUAGUCCGCCGUCGUUUUUUUUCUUUUGGCUUGGUAGACUAAUAAGAUUAACUUAACCAUCUACAGCGGCUGAGUUGUUUUAUCAUAUGCCGUUUGGUUAGUUAGUCAGCAUAACGAUACUGCAGCGCGGCCACCGCUAAAGCUAUGAUGCUAUUGGACUCUACAACUGGCAUCCAGACUGAGGCGUUAAAUGGUUUGGGUGAACUAUAGCUACAUAACCGUAUUAGUUACCCUUCUACCUUUUAAUAUGCUAUUGGUGCUGCCCUCGACUGGUUCGCGUGACUUUAGCUUGAUAGCAGAUGGGUUUUGUUUUUAAUGUAAUGUCAGUUUUCCUUGGCUGGAGUUUAUCGCAGUUCCCAUUACUACCUGGUGAAUCCUUAAGGAUCAAUAAACACCGUCAACAUUUUCCAUGAAAGGUAGCAUAUACUGGUGUGAAGAUGGUGGUACCUGAGAAUGGAACUGCGGUCCAACAGGCAGAUAAUGGUGAAUCAAGCAGUUUGGGGGAGACCCCGCAGGCUGGAUUUGGCACAGAGCAGGACACGGAUGGGAAGGAGCUUGAGGAGGUGCGCAAGCUUCAGGAACUGGUGCGAAGACUGGAGGUUCAAAAUCAGACACUGCGCAACAGAGGGGGCAGGGCUAACAGCAACUUGAGAGCAGCUAGCAACAUUAAUGCCAGGACUCCCACUGAGGAGGUGACUACCUCCCCACUCGUUUUGGAAGACCAUGUCAAACUUGGCAGCAGGGGCUUGGAGCCAUCACCUCGGCCGGACAGCAACAGUAGUAGCAACGACAGCAGUAGAGAUGUGUCCCCCCUCCCAGAUACCUGUAGGUUAGAGGAUGAGGAGGAAGGGGCACAUGAGGGGCACCUUUUGGGCGGUGGGUAUAUGGCCAUACCCUGCAGUAGAACGUCAGGGGAAACAUUGUGUCGGACUGUGGACACUGUAGGCCAUGAGACUCCUGGUGGGGCAGACACAGGAGCAAAUCUGUCUGCGCUAGAUGAGGUGGAAGUGCUCAACCUGGAGGAAUGUGAUGAGAUGGAAGAAGAAGACAGCUGGUUGUAUGUGUCUCCAAAGAAGCAGGUGUUGGCAGAGGAGAGGCCAGAGUCUCCUCUAAAGUGGUGUAGGAAGGUGUUGGAUCACCCCAGCCCAGAGACUGAGGUGGCCUGCCGCAUGCUUAUCAACCGCCUGGACCAAACCACCCGAUGGAGGAACAUAUAUAGCAGCCCCUCUCAGACUGUGGGGCCAGCCUCGGAGUCUGGCCCUGGCACUGCCUUACUGUCGCCUGGGUACCACAAAACAACUAACAAAACACUACUAACCUGUGGCAGCUCAGGUCAUAUGGGCACGCACUCCGCCUUAAGCUCACAGUCUUCUAUAGACAGUGAGUUGAGCACCUCGGAUGACUCCAUCUCCAUGGGAUACAAGCUACAGGACUUGACCGAUGUUCAGAUUAUGGCUCGGCUGCAGGAAGAAAGCCUCAGGCAGGAUUACGCCUCCAGCUCGGCCUCAGUGUCACGUCGCAGCUCCAGUGCUUCCCUGCAGUCCUUGCGCCGGGGCACGUACAGCGACCAGGAGUUCGAUUCCUACAGCCUGGAGGAUGAGGAAGAUGGCUGCUUCUCCCUUCCCCAACGCCUGCAUCGCUACUCCCCCUCCCCGCUGAGCUCGCCCCGCUGCCAGUCCCCCAACACCCUGGCAGAGUAUAGCCGCCUGAGUGCCCAGCGUACCCGCACCCCUCGGCGCUCCUUACAGGGUCCCGGCUCCGAGCUUCUCGCCUUUGCCCAGACCGAGGAUGAGUUAAGGCACAGCAUGCCCAACCUGGCACCACGCACCAGCCUCCGCUCUCUCGAGGCAGUGAGGAAUAGCCGUAGCAUGGAAGCCAACCUGCAGAGUCCAGGCAGCCGGAUGUCCCGCCUGCCCCACUCCUCCAGUAUAGGUGUAUCUUCCACAAGGCUACGUAGCAAUGGUCAGUCUCCCCUGUCUCUCCGCGCCCCUGUGAAAGCUUUGAGCCCGGUAGGCACCAUGACGGGAGUGCGGCAACCACAGAGGGCUCACACCGUGACUCAGGAGGGACCCUUGGGCGGCGCACACAGGGGCCAGUCACCAGGCCCUUCCAAUGGCGGAGCUUCAUCAGCCACUCGGCUUACUACUGUGACAAAUAGGAGUGCACCAGGCAGGGCGCGGAGCUCACUGGGAGGGUCUGGGGCUGCAUCUCGAGGAAGACUUGCCCAACCCACCAGGAGGUCUCUAGGGUUGACCAAAUCAUGCAGACCUGUCGCCGAUGAGUCAUGGAAGGACGGCUGUUACUGAGCCCUAAGAAUUUCUGUCAAUCCGUUUGUCACAACACCAACUUACUGCCUCCCAACAGCAGAUCCCCAGCAGGCUGGGAAACUGGCUGCUCCACACUUCAUGAAGGACAAGUCAUGGAAUUAACAUGGCCAGAACAGACUCUUUGGAAGAGUCAUUCAGUGAUGCAGAGACUAGAAACUGACAAAAUGGCAGCCAGAUUGCAUCGUUUUUACAGCAUAGUUCUGACAUGUUGGAGUGAUUGUUAAAGUUGAAGUAGUUCAAGUUGUGACGUUUAGGUUAUUUUUAAUUCUAUGUUUUCAUAGGCUAUCAGAAUUAUAUACAUUUACCAUGAUAUGUUUUAUGUAAAUUUUGUUUGCAUACAAUGUUCUAAUCAUAAAUGGACAUAUAUCUUUAUGGCAUUGUAAGAAAAUUGCAUCUCACCCUUUUUGGGUCUUUGAGAAAUGAAGGAUAAUGUGGGGGGGGGGUCUUUUACCAUGGCUAUCUGUGUUUUCCGACAGUACAAUGUCUUGUAAACUAAUUUCAACUGAUUUUUUUAAUGAUGAUGCUGACAUUUACUUCAUAAAUCUACAUUAAGUUAUAACAGUACAAAAGCCUGGGUCUGGUACUUAAAACACCUGUUUAGUGCUUCAUGGUUUGGUAUUAAAUGUUGGUUUUUGAUAUAGCAAUAAUCACAUUACAGCAAUUUGAAGAUACACAAAAUGUAAGCUCAAAUGGCAACUGAGAAUUAAAACUUACUGUAAAUACAGUUUUUGAAUCUUU
Molecule: messenger RNA, 3162 nt
Organism: Paramormyrops kingsleyae
Lineage: Eukaryota; Metazoa; Chordata; Actinopteri; Osteoglossiformes; Mormyridae
Product: SLAIN motif-containing protein-like
Biological process (GO): microtubule nucleation; positive regulation of microtubule polymerization; cytoplasmic microtubule organization
Cellular component (GO): microtubule plus-end
Source: RefSeq, a predicted model, not a curated record